CUUUGUUCUUAAAACUGCAAUUCAGGUUCAAAAGUAUGUUAAUUUUUACCUAGGUAUAAUGCAUCUUAGUAGCUGCUGCUAAAAACUCAUUUGCAUUUGAUAUCACACUAAUGAAGAUUUACAACUAUUUUUCUAGUCUGUGAAAAAAGUUAUGUUCUAUAGUUGAUUGAAUGAUGAAGUAAAAUAAAUGUUCAAUUUUGUUUCAAAAUAAUGCAAACAAACAUAAUUGGGUAGGUGAUGCGAUAGAUAAAUAUUGUCUUGUGAUGAACAAGGUUUAACUUGUUCAAGAGCAUCUGGAGAUGCCUUCAGUGCUGGAGGAGGCUGCGGGUGAAGGGCCUGCUAAGUGUGAGCAGCGCCAGGGGGGAACUUCUGUCUACAAGAUUGUAGUGCUCGGGGAGGGGGGAGUGGGCAAGUCUGCCCUGACCCUGCAGUUUGUGAGGCAUUGUUUCCUUGACUACCACGAUCCUACCAUUGAGGAUGCUUACCAGCAGCAGGCCGUUAUUGAUGAUGAACCUGCACUGCUGGAUAUCCUGGACACAGCUGGGCAGAUGGAGUUCACGGCGAUGCGUGAGCAGUACAUGCGCUGCGGCGAGGGCUUCAUCAUCUGCUACGCCACCUGCGACCGCCGCAGCUUUGACGAGGUGCCUCGGUAUGCGGACCUCAUCGGCGCCUUGCGUGCCUCCAGCGUGUGCCCCGUGGUGCUCGUGGGCACUAAGCUCGAUCUGGCGCACCAACGCACGGUAUCAACAGAAGAAGGCCUGACAUUGGCUCAGUCGUACGGGUGGCCGUUCUUUGAGACGUCAGCAGCUCUGCGUCAAGGCGUGGAGGAAGUCUUCCACACUGCAGUACGAGCCAUCAGAUGUGGGCGUAAGAACCUACCUCUUCCCCCAUGUGGCAUCUUACCCCACACUGCUGAUGGCGGGCUGCGAGCCGCUCUCAAGAUGACGCGGUCUAAAUCUACUGCGAAUAGAUGGAAGAAUUUCAAACUAGCGCUACUCAACUUCUUUCGCAGGAACCGCAAAUAACGUGGUAAAUGAAGAGAGCAAAAACAACAAUGGUGUUCCAGGAACAAACAUUGAAAUGGUAAUGAUGAGAUGACUCAAGGAAGCACAAGUGUUGCGUUGACCUAAAAGCCAAAGAUAGGUAAAAUAAUAAAAGUGUGAACUUUUCAAUGAAACUGUGAAUUGAGGCACUUGUUUGAUGGUGUUCAGUGAACAUCGUGCAAUAUACGUAUGCAAGGAAACCAUUAGAAUCUUGGUAAAUGAAUUGCAUGAGUUUUUAUGAGCAUGCAAAUGUGCAAUAUAUCCCGUCAGUGGCCAUUGCUGGUCAGAUGGACGUUGUUACGGUACAUUAAUAUAGCGGUUUGAUAUCAUAUGUCCCACUGAUGGCUAAAGUAAAGGCUCCAUGGUUCGGAAACGUCAGCAGGUAAUACCGUACGUUUUAUGCCAGCGUAGUCAGCUGCUCCUGAUGACAUCAGCAGAUGCCGCGUAGUCCUGCACUUAAUUCGAUACUCAGACGAUCUGAAAGACCUUCUCAUAGAAGUUACUUUUUUUCUCUAUUUUGCUUGCCUGUUACUAAUUGUCAGAUCUCAUAUGUAUAAUAGUUCGAAACUCAGUGAAUAUAUUUAUCUAAAUAAUCAAUAUUAUCUGCUGCAGAGAUACUGACACUACACAUAGAGCUACAACGUUCUAUGUAUUGUGUGCGUGUUCCUCUUGUGUAGGUAAUAUUUAAUAUGAGGUUAAUCAAACCAAAUCAUUCAGCAGUUGUGAAUUAUGGCUCUAAUUAUUAGGAUUCUUUUUUUAAUUUAAAACCCAUCAAGAAGUGACGCAUUGGCAGUUGGCACUAUAUAUAUACCUAUACAUGUAGUCUCAAAUAACUAUCAAUUUUGCCUAAAAAUAGUACUAUUCAAGGGCUUGGUAGGCAUUGUUAAUAAAAGGUUUUAUUAGAAUCCUGUUAGGAAUAGCCUUGGGGUGUGCAAGAAAUUAAUCUGGAUGUAUACCAUGAGUGUUUUUACUUUAUAUUAAAAUUAAAAAGGCUUCUCUCUCUGCGCACCAAUAAUUCGAGUCACAAGUAUUUAUUUUAUAAGGAUAUGUAGGAGUAAAUUUGUAAGGUUUUAUCAAGACAAACUUCACACGAUUUUAUGUCUCCACAACUACGCUAGUCGCUUAAUUAAUCUCAAUGAACGCUGCAAUAUGUUAGAUCUGCAACUAUGCUUUGCAUUUUAUCUCUACUUAUUAUUAAGAGCUGUGCUUAUGCGCUCCAUUUAAUUAUGUUUGCAACUGACCUUUUCCAGGUAAAUGUUUGCUACUUUUGCUCGUCUAUAUACCAAUGAUAUUGCAUUAAGUGCUUUAAUAUAGUAUGUUCUAACAUUGUCUCGGUGUUAUUUUCAUGUCUUCAAUUCCAAAGUUUAGUUCGGAGAUCAAACCAGGAAUCGGA
Molecule: messenger RNA, 2436 nt
Organism: Hyalella azteca
Lineage: Eukaryota; Metazoa; Arthropoda; Malacostraca; Amphipoda; Hyalellidae
Product: GTP-binding protein Rit2
Exons: 5
Coding region: 300-1025 (241 amino acids)
Biological process (GO): Ras protein signal transduction
Cellular component (GO): plasma membrane
Molecular function (GO): GTP binding; GDP binding; GTPase activity
Source: RefSeq, a predicted model, not a curated record